AUGGUAUUGCAAGGGGACAGUGACAUAAAUCUUAAGGGGCUUAGAAGUAAGAAGAAAAAGAUGGUUGACAAUAGUAAUCGGAGGCCAUGGUCGGAGCUCCCUUACGCUUUGCUUUACAUGAUCACCAAGUUGCUAGGUACUAUAGACUAUCUCAUGUUUGGCUGUGUCUGCAGAGCAUGGAGGUUGUAUGCUGUGGCAAACAGGCAAGAGUUUAUGGCAUCCCAACCUCCACUUGUUAUGUUUAUGCCAAAUCGUUCUAAGAGAGCUUGUUACUUCUAUAACAUCUUUGAUGGAAGGAAGUAUAAGGCAAAACUCCCCAACCUUGUUGGCAAAAUCUGUUAUAGGAUCUCAUAUGGGUACUUGGUAGUAGAAGACCAGAUAGAUGCGGUAAAUUCUCAAAUUUGGCUUAUAAAUCCUUUUACAAGACAUGAACUCCGUGUCCUUAGCCCUCCCCUAGAGCAUAAUCGUGUCAUCCUUGCUUCUUUAGAGACACCUUUGUCAAAGUUUGUAAUCAUAGCCUUUCGCAGAUAUGACUCAUAUCUACAGUUUUGUAGAUCCACAUAUGCCGAUUGGUCUCAUUGUGAUUGCAAUGAUCACUGGAUAUUUGUUGAUUUAACCGUGUACAAGCGAAAAUUGUAUGCAAUAACAACUGGUGCUGGAAUAGGAGUGGUAAAUCUAAACUCUUGUCCUUAUGUGACCCCAUUGGAAGUAAAAUCCAUUCCAAAUUUGAAAGGUGGACUCUGGUUACGGGGUACUGAUGAGCAGCUCCUGUUGAUUAAUGCAAUUGGAAAUAAUCAUGAAGUUUAUGAGCUAAAUUUUUUGAAGAUGGAAUGGGUGAAAAUGCAAAACUUGGGAGAUCAAGCAUUGUUUCUGGAUUAUUAUGAGGGCGGCUUAGGAUUUAGCAACAAAACCAGAUGGAAAGAUAGUGAAAGACCUUCUAAUGGCAGAUACUAUUUUGAUCCUGAUAACACAGACAUUUGGUUCCACUUCAUGGAUGGUAGGCGCCACCAGUCUUUCCCUUUCAUGGGAAGAAAAUGUAUGCCAAAUACUUUACGAUUUAAACCAUCUUGGUAUUUUCCACACGAGUCUUGCAAUGUGGAUCUUUCUCUCAAGAGUCAAGACUAG
Messenger RNA from Quercus robur (English oak), 1125 nucleotides. RefSeq lists its product as uncharacterized. Gene Ontology annotation, molecular function: protein binding. The record is from RefSeq and is a predicted model, not a curated record. The transcript has a single exon. Lineage: Eukaryota; Viridiplantae; Streptophyta; Magnoliopsida; Fagales; Fagaceae. The coding region runs from base 1 to 1125 and encodes 374 amino acids.